AUGACUGAAGGUAAGCCAAUUGAAUGUCUAGCUGCUGUUGCUUAUGAAGCUGGUAAACCACAAGUGGUCGAACAGAUCGUUGUUGAUCCACCAAAGGCUCAUGAAGUCCGUAUCAAAAUUGUCAACACCGCAGUGUGCCACACAGAUGCUUACACAUUGUCCGGUGCCGACCCUGAGGGUUUGUUCCCUUGUGUCCUAGGUCAUGAAGGUGCUGGUAUUGUUGAAUCUGUUGGUGAUGGUGUUACCAAUGUGAAGCCUGGUGACCAUGUCAUUGCUCUUUACACUGCUGAGUGUCAGAAGUGUAAGUUCUGCUUGAGUGGUAAGACCAACUUGUGUGGUGCUGUUAGAGCUACUCAAGGUAAAGGUGUCAUGCCAGAUGGUACUUCUAGAUUCCACAACAAGAAGGGUGAGUCCCUGUACCACUUUAUGGGAUGUUCUACUUUUUCUGAAUAUACUGUUGUCGCCGAUGUAAGUGUUGUAGCAAUUGACCAAACUGCUCCAUUAGAAAGUGUAUGUUUGUUGGGUUGUGGUGUUACCACUGGUUAUGGUGCUGCUGUUAAGACCGCUAAUGUUCAAAAGGGCGACACUGUUGCGGUUUUCGGUUGUGGUACUGUCGGUUUGUCUGUUCUGCAAGGUGCUCAUCAAAGAGGGGCUUCUCGUAUUAUUGCAAUCGACACUAAUGAUCAGAAGAAGGAUUUCUGUACCCAAUUUGGUGCCACUGAUUUCAUUAAUCCAACUAAGGACUUGAAAGAGAAUGAAACUAUUGUUGCCAAACUAAUUGAAAUGACAGAUGGUGGUCUAGAUCACACUUUUGACUGUACAGGUAAUGUUAAUGUUAUGAGAAGCGCACUGGAAGCUUGUCACAAGGGCUGGGGUCAAUCUGUUAUCAUUGGUGUCGCGGCUGCUGGUCAAGAAAUCUCUACUAGACCUUUCCAAUUGGUUACUGGUAGAGUUUGGAAGGGUUCUGCCUUUGGUGGUGUCAAGGGUAGAUCUGAAAUGGCCGGUUUAAUCGAACAAUACAAGAAGGGUGAAUUGAAGGUUGAUGAGUUCAUUACACACAGAAGAUCAUUUAAUGAAAUCAAUGAGGCAUUUGACGACUUGCACAAUGGUUUGUGUUUAAGAACCGUUCUAUCUUUCUCAAAGUAA
Nakaseomyces glabratus is the source of this 1146-nucleotide messenger RNA. It is a transcript of the gene SFA1, whose product is annotated as bifunctional alcohol dehydrogenase/S-(hydroxymethyl)glutathione dehydrogenase. Gene Ontology annotation, cellular component: cytosol. The record is from RefSeq and is a predicted model, not a curated record. NCBI's taxonomy places the organism in Eukaryota, Fungi, Ascomycota, Saccharomycetes, Saccharomycetales, Saccharomycetaceae. Gene Ontology annotation, biological process: formaldehyde catabolic process. Gene Ontology annotation, molecular function: S-(hydroxymethyl)glutathione dehydrogenase [NAD(P)+] activity; zinc ion binding.